UUCCUAUUGUUCUAGUACUGUAUGAUGAGUGACGACGACGCUCCUUCUGCCUCUGCCUCUGCCUCUGCCUCUGCCUCUGCCUCUGCCUCUGCUCCGACUGCGACGCCGCGGCGCCUGGAUCAGCUGCUGAGCGAGUCACAGCUGGCUGCGACGGACGGCCAGACAGACAAGGGCCUCGCCACCGUCUCGCUCGCCGCCAUCUUCAAGUUGCUGCAGAACGCUUCCCAAGUCCCGAAUCAGGCGCCGCCCAAGGCCAUCAGCUUCCUGUCUGUCAAGCUCGAGGGUCAGACGACCAACGCACACCAUGCAAAAUUCAAGUGCGUGUUUGACAUCCUUGUGCUGAACAACGGAUGGAACAUUGCCAAGCUCUUGAUGGAUAAGGUGGCCGUGGUCAGCUCUUCGAUUGUCCGCACGGGCCUCGACCCGCUGACGGAAGACGCGAUUGUGAGUGCGUCCAUGCCGUUCGUCCAGCCCGCCGUCGCUAUUAUGGACCAGCACCACUCGCUUGUUUGCAACCGGGCAGGCCGCUACACUGUGGUGAUGGAGGCGCUCUGCCCGUUCACGACGACGCGCGAGAGCGGUGUCAAGCUCGACUUGCCCGUGUCGUCGUUCACCGAGCUCGCCUUCACGGUCGCACAGCCUGAUGUGGACAUUUCGGUCGAACCCUGCCUCAAGUCCGAGCGCAAUGCAGCGCCCGCGGCAGCAGGCACAACGUCCGUCCAGUGCCGCCUGCCUCCAACUCCCACCGUUUCCAUCCAGUGGACGCAAAAGAUUGUCGAAGACACGAAUCAAGUCGCCAAAGAGCAGCUGCCGUUGCAUGCCAUCGUGGAGCAGCAGCACCUCAUGUCUGUGGGCGAGAGCAUGCUCCUUGUUGCCUCGCGCUUUGACUACACCAUCCAGAACGGCUCUCUGUCUGUUCUGGAGAUUCUGAUCGACCACAACCUGCGCGUGUUGAAUGUGGAGACCUCAACCGGCUCGAUCAAGCGUUGGGAUGUGUCCACCAUCAACCCGGACGAAGCGACCUACAACGAGUACAGCCUGCCUUCCGAGGAUGGGGGUGAUUCUGCGCUUCCUCGCCUUGCCGGCAAGCCUCGACAGGUUCUGCGCGUGUUGCUCGAGUACGGUAUUGAGAACAAGUUUGAUUUGCGCAUCUCGAGUGAGCAGGAGCUUGGCUCGACGUCGUGCCGAUUCUUCCUGCCUUCCUUCCGGCACGUGCGCGGGCCUGUGACGCGUGAAAAGGGCUUUAUCGCGAUUGAGGCACGCACAAAUGUCGAGUUGGACCAGCUGGACACCAUGGUUGGCGUUUCCUACAUUGACGUCAGCGAGUUGCCCAAUGAGCUCCGCUCCCGCGCUAACAAUCCGCUGCUGCUCGCGUACAAGUACCUGCUGCCAGUGUACGAUGUUGAGCUCGAGGUCAAAAAGCAUGCCGAUGUCGACGUCCUCGUGGCUGCGAUCGACGACGCGCACUUUGUUGCAACCGUGACCGAGGAAGGCAAGAUCAUGUUCAAUCUCGUGCUGCGAAUGCGAAACACGCAAAAACAGUACCUGCGCAUUGUUAUUCCACCAGAGUGCGACAUUUGGUCGACGGUGGUCAGUGGCACGGCCGUCAAGCCCGCCAAGGACAAUGAAACGGGCGAGGUCAUGAUUCCACUCAACAAGGUCAAGGACAAGUCGUCUUCUGGCUCGGAAUCCUCUCCCAGCUUUUUUGUCGAGCUCCUGUAUGUGCGCCAACCUACCCCCGAGAACCGCGCUCAACUGGCAAUGCAAGCACGAGGCGUCUUCCACUUGUCCUUCCCCAGCGUGGACAUUCCGGUCAAUCACCUCUUUGUGUCUGUGUGGAUGCCCCUCGACUUCAAGUAUGGUGAAUUUGACGGCGAUCUGCGCGAGGUUCAAUACUUUGGUGCCACGCCGCCGGUUGCGACCACCCCCGAGCCGUUCGAGUCGUUCAGGAACGAGUAUGGCGGCGGCCUUCCGCCACCCCAGAUACAACAGCAGCAACGACUGAUGCGCAAGAACUCUGAGAGUGACGAGGACGAUGAACAACACUGGGACUCGUACGAUCGACGGGCCAGUAUUUCGCUCAAUGAGGCUCCUGCCAUCUCGUCCUACCUGAAAGCUGCUCCCAAGGCAAACAAGCAGCGCGGGUUCAAUGUCGGACACCAUAUGAAGCACGGCGGUGUUGUGCCCGUCAAGGUCGACAUGAUCAAGAGCGGCCGCGAGUUCAAAUUUGAGCGACUCCUUGUUGUUUCACAGCUCCUUGAACUCCAAGUCUCCUACAAGAAAAUUCAGAAGGGUUACUUUGCCCAGCGCCGCAUCCACAAAAAGUAUUUGUGCUGCUAGAGUGCGAGGCUUUGUGUUUUCGUUUGUGUGUUUGGUUGUGUUGUGAGUUGGUUUGUUGUGCUUGUUUGGUUUAGUUGUGUUGUGUUUUGGUGAAAUAUCAGUUCUGCGAUCGCUGGUCGCGUUUCUUGCUUCUUA
Capsaspora owczarzaki ATCC 30864 is the source of this 2475-nucleotide messenger RNA. RefSeq lists its product as hypothetical. The coding region runs from base 22 to 2340 and encodes 772 amino acids. The record is from RefSeq and is a predicted model, not a curated record. NCBI's taxonomy places the organism in Eukaryota, Filasterea, Ministeriida, Capsasporidae. The transcript has 3 exons.